CCGAUGAUGAAGCACACCCCGAUGAUGAACCACAACCGCCACCAGCGGAGCCCCUCGCUGCCCCCGCCAGCCCUUCCCAAGCUCAACCUGAAGAAGGUCCACGAGGUAGGCAUACAGACCGUCACUCAUCCUCACAUCCACACAGUCGUGAGUGUGUGUGUGUGUGUGUUGUGGUGCUCUCAGGAGCGUGAUCGCAACUACCCGCCAGACCAAGUGGCAGCAGCCGCAGCAGCAGCGCUCGGUCUUGAUGCUGCAGGUAAGGGAGGCAGCAGCAGUGCCAGCAGUGCGAGUGACGGUGAUGACGAGUGUUGCCGCGAUAUGGCCGCAGUGGCAGCCCCCACCACACACAAACGGCAGGACACGGACAGACAGGUGCGCCGCACUGUGACGCACACACAGGACUGAGGGAAAGAGAUCGACUGGACCUCUCUCUCUCUCUCUGCGUAUGUGUGCUGUGUUGUCUGCAGGAUAGCGAUGACGAUGAUUUCGACGCAGACGACCGCCUCAUAUAUACGGGCGAGAGCACGGCGCGCUACUACAUGCGGAAAUACGACGACGUCAAGAACCGAUACGAUGCCAUCAAAGACAUGUACGACCACCAAGGGAAGACGAUAGCCCAGCUGAGGUCGCAUCUUGCAGCUGCGGUUGAAAACAAGGUCAGUGAGAGACUGAGUGAGGCACACAUCUAUAGGCGCACACAUGCACAUCGAUGUGAUGUGUUGUGUUGUGCUGCGUGUAGACCAAGCUGCUGGCUGACAAGUAUGCGGCGGCUGCCAAGGCGGCCGAUGAGUGGUUCAAACUCGAGCACGUCCUCCGCACCACUAUCGGCAAACAACAGCGGGAGCUGGUCAGUGCCUGCGUGUUCCUCGACCAACAGAGGUCCACUGAUGAAGGGUGUCUGAUUGUGCGUGUGCAGGACAUGGCCAAUGCAAAGAUCCAGGAAGCCGAGAGAAACAAGGCUACUGACGCGGUUAGUCAGCACAGCCACUCACCAUCCAAUCAAUGACGAUGGACGGAAGGCUCUCCUCCUUGUGUGCGUCCAUAGGGUGGUACAGUGAGUCCCGGUGCUCGACCCGCCCCAUCGGCAGAGCAGUUCCAGGAGCUCGUGACUGAGUUGCAGUCACUGCAGCAAGUCUGCGCUGCUCAGGUUCUCAGGCGCCACCGCGGCCAUGUCAUGCACAACAAUCACGGCAUCUGUCCUGUCGCCUUCCUGUGUGUCAGCGUGCGGAUCUCGAGAACCUUCGCAGCGAGUGUCAAAACUACAAGAGCUUGUGAACGAGGAUGAUCUACCUGCAAAUACGUGGGUCGUGAUGCGUGUCCUGCCUGUCUCGGCCCCUCAGGUAUGAGUGGAGGGUUCGCGAUCUCGGCGCCACCCAGCAGCGAGUGAGGGAGGUGCAGGGCGCCCUCGAGCAGUCGGAGAAGGACAGGCUGGAAAUCAGACAGAAACAUGUCGAAGCCGGGGAGAAAGUCGAGCGAGCGGUAAGUCACUCAUCCAAUCCACACCUAAGGCACCUCACCCAAGCGGUUUGUAUUAUGUGUACAGGUACAUCCAGCGGGUGGAGCGUGAGAACAAGGCCGCUAAGGUACCUACCAUACACACACACGCGCAAAGCCACAGGUGGAUGUGUGGAAUGUGAAUGCCGGGCUGCGUUUGCGCAGACUCGGCUUGUCCAGUACAAGAAGGAUAGGAUCAACUCCAUGGUCAGUCAGUGAGGCUGAACCACCUGCAUGCCAUGGCUGUCGUGUACCAUACAGACGGAGAUCAGCACGCUCAAGAACCAGUUGGUCGUCAGUGAACAGGAGCGGGAGAAUCUACUCAUACAAAUCAAGGUGGGUCAGUCAGACACACCGAUUCACUCUCUGAUGAUGCACAGAUUUCUCGCCUUUUCUCUGUGUCGGUAUCAGAGCAAGAUCGAGCUGGAGCGCCGCGUUCAUGUGUUGGAGGCCGAGAACCAGGCCAAGGCUCGCGAGCACGAGCAUCUGAUGAAGCAGCUGGCGCUCGCCGAGGCGCGCAAGGACCAAAUCCCGCUCGAAAAGCACCAAUCCAUCCUACAGGCAAGACAUAUGAGCAGCUUCCAGAGACAGACGCGUGGAUGUCAUGUCGCGACUGUAACAGGACCGCUUGACGAGUCUCCACUCUCAGCAUCAGUCUGCGGUUCGCAUGCUUAAGGACCGAUUCGACCUCCAAGUCAAGGAGAAGGUAUGUUGUGGGGGUGUAACUGCUGAAAGCACACAUGAGCACGCACAUCCAUAAACUGUGUGUGCACCGAUGGAUGCCAGAUCCGUGAGGCUGAGGAGCGGAAGCAGUCUGAGUUCUCGGCCACGCUGAGCCAGAUUCGCCGUGGUGUGCAGGCAGGGCUUGAGGCGGCAUGCGACGAGGAAAUACGACAGCGCAAGACGGCGCAGGAAGAGGCCGAUCGGUGCAUAAGCUGAGACAUGACACGACAUGGAUGCACGGUGCCUAUCUGUUUGUGCAUGGGCUGAGCAGCCUGCGUGCCGCCAUUACGAAGCUCGAGGAACAGAACCUCGAGAACAUCAGACAAAGGAAGGUAGGUAGGUGGGCAAAGAAGGCACAGAGAGACCCACCGACCAGCGGUGCACAUCACAUCGACGCCCACAUGCUGUCAGGCGUUGGCGUCCACUCUUGAGGAGGCCUCGGCCAACCUGACCAAAGUUCACAGCAUCCUGCAGGACGAGAGGGCCAGGAGGGAGGUAAUAUCCUGAAUGAAUAUGCCUCUACAUGCAGCACAGCGGCCGACGCCUGUUUGUCUGUCCUUUGGUUCAUUCAGCAAUGUGUGGAGCGACUGAAGCGUGCCGACAUGGAGUGCACGUCCUCGAGCUUCCAAAUACAACACGUAGAGGAGACCGCACCCCCGCCAGCCCCGCCCGCACCCAAUCCCGCCCAGAUGCCUUUCCCAUUGCCGGCAUGCCCCUACCAUGAGAGCGGGCCUACUUAUGGCGAGACGUACAAGCAGUGGGAGCUGGAGCGUCAGGUGCCGAUGCCCCGAGGCGCAAGGAUCGCACAGCCCGACAACCGUGACUUCGGGUAUGACUGAGCGUGCAGCAUAGCAUGUGCCUCUAUCGAUUGCGGCUGCAUGCAUGCCAUCAUCUGCUGAGUGCAGGUCAACGUAUCGAACGUCCUUCAAGCAGCAUGAGAUGGCCCGGCGACCCAAGUGCCCGAUGGACCAUCUGCCAACGCCGCCAGUGCCUCCCGAUACUCGAAGCCUGGGUGCAGGGACGUCAAUGUACAAGCAGGAGUACACCCACAAGGAGGUGCCGAGGACACAGGCAGUCGUGCAGCCGCCCAGGCCUUACGCGCUGCUCAAGUUCGAGGGCACCUCCACACACAAGUUAGUAGGCCGAGGAAGGUGUCUCAUGCGCUGGCUGCAUGGGUGUGUGCGUGUGUUCAGAGCUGACUAUCAGCAGUGGGAGCUGCCCCCUCCCAGGCGCCCUCAGGCGGUCAACGAGCCCGUGUCUCUGCCCUUCCAGGGCGCCUCCACAUACAAGGUCACACACACACACACACACAGAGAGAGAGAGAGAGAGAGAGAGGGAGAGAAAAGAAAUCACCAUGGAGCCAUGCACCUGCAUUGCCGUGACUCUGUGAUGGUGUCUGUCGUGUCAGAAUGACUUCGAUCGCGAGGCGCUGCCCGACAAACCCCACGCCGAGAAGAUGGAGUGGACACCCAAGUGAGACGACGAGCAUUUAUCGAGGCAGCCAGCCAAGGCGACUGCUGUCUCUCCCUCUCCCUCUUCCUCUGCCUCUCCCUCCGUCUGUGUGUUGUGCAGUCCGGCAAAGUUCGAAGCCCUGUCGAGCUACCGCGAGUCUUACGACGAGAAGCCCGUCUGCAAGGCGCAGUCCGUCAAGCCCGUCGUGCAGGCCCGUAAGUGAGAAGUAACAACAGAGACAGACACAUGUCGAUACGCUGGUGGAUGGCGGGCGGAUAGGAUGGAUUGGCAUGUGUGUGUGCAGCGCCUCCUCUGCCGUUUGAGGGCACAUCCACGUACGUGAGAGUGAGAGCUCCGCGAGCGCCCCAGGCCAGAAAUCCAUACAAGGGGAAUAGCGAUAAUCAAAGCUGGGUUGUGUGGCUGGCAGAACUCAUGUCGUAAACACGUGUGUUUUGGGACACUUAUGUUAUGUCUCAGCUGAAUGAGCCUCGACGUAUGAGGGCAGGGGGAGAAAGACUCCAACAUCAGGGGCCCGACAAACACUGUCAUCUCACACUAAGGCAGAACGUGUUUUUCCUUUACCCUUAGGAUCAAGAGUCGAGGGA
Messenger RNA from Vitrella brassicaformis, 4274 nucleotides. Lineage: Eukaryota; Vitrellaceae. The record is from the annotation of a GenBank genome assembly.